AUGUCCACCAAAAGCAUUGCAAUUCUUGGAUGCGGAGGUAUGGGUUUGCCUAUAGCUCGCCGCCUUGGUGUUGGUCGAAGAAUAUUUGUUGCCGAUUUCUCAAAUGAAAUUCUCUCUGCGGCCCAGCAAUCCUUAACAAACGAUGGUUACAUGGUUGAAAUAAGCCAGGUGGAUGUGUCGAACUAUGAUUCUGUCAGCCGCUUUGCACAGGCCGCUGCAUCACAUGGACCCAUCGAAGCAGUUAUCCAUACAGCCGGCUUGUCCCCGUCCGCAGGUUAUGCGCAAAAGAUCCUUGAAGUAGAUCUUCUCGGCACUGCCAAUGCUCUUGAUGCUUUCCUAGAAGUGGCGCAAUCUGGAACGAGCAUGGUCUGCAUCGCGAGUAUGGCCGGUCAUAUGGGGUCAGUCUUGCCCUCGGAGCUAGAGUGUCAUCUCGCGACAGCGCCUAGAAAUCAAUUGUUAGAUCACGCCGCUUUAAAGAUUGACGGGGCCGAUCCUCAUGGUCCCGCACGGGCCUACGGUCUGUCAAAACGCGGAAACGUUCUACGCGUCCAGGCUUCAGCUAAAGCAUGGGGUAACGUUGGAGGGAGAGUCAAUUCUGUUAGUCCUGGAGUCAUCUCUACAAGCUCGGGGCGCCAGGAAAUCAAUGGCCCAGCUGGGAAAUUUAUCACUCUCAGCCCUGUUGGUCGCGUUGGAACGCCGCAGGACAUUGUAAAUGCUGUGUCAUUCUUGGCUAGUGCAGAGUCAUCGUUUAUAACAGGCAAUGACAUCCUCGUGGACGGUGGCGUGGUCUCAUCAUUAAAAUGGGAUACAUUGAAAGCCUGA
This is a messenger RNA of Penicillium argentinense, 822 nucleotides long. RefSeq lists its product as uncharacterized. The record is from RefSeq and is a predicted model, not a curated record. The transcript has a single exon. Gene Ontology annotation, cellular component: intracellular anatomical structure. Lineage: Eukaryota; Fungi; Ascomycota; Eurotiomycetes; Eurotiales; Aspergillaceae. The coding region runs from base 1 to 822 and encodes 273 amino acids. Gene Ontology annotation, molecular function: oxidoreductase activity, acting on NAD(P)H, oxygen as acceptor.